Messenger RNA from Saxophila tyrrhenica, 1572 nucleotides. RefSeq lists its product as uncharacterized. Gene Ontology annotation, molecular function: misfolded protein binding; protein-folding chaperone binding. Gene Ontology annotation, biological process: protein folding in endoplasmic reticulum. Lineage: Eukaryota; Fungi; Ascomycota; Dothideomycetes; Mycosphaerellales; Extremaceae. The transcript is spliced from 2 exons. The record is from RefSeq and is a predicted model, not a curated record. Gene Ontology annotation, cellular component: endoplasmic reticulum. The coding region runs from base 1 to 1572 and encodes 523 amino acids.
AUGAUCAUACGGAUACCAACCAUCGCCAUCGGCGCUCUCUGCCUCUCCUCCGUCCCCUUUGCCGCAGCACUCAGCGCCAGCGAGAUACCGGCGGACACGCCUGUCUCGCAACUGAUCGCGAGCGCUAAUGCGAACCUGGCUCAGGGCAAUGCCCAUGAUGCGCUGACGUACUUCGACAUCGCUGUGCAACGGGAUCCGAGCAACUACCUGACCAUCUUCAAGCGAGGCGCAACAUAUCUCUCCUUGGGGCGGAAUUCUCAGGCCAGCCGCGACUUUGAUCAGGUGUUGCAGUUGAAGCCCGGGUUUGAGGGUGCGUUGACGCAGAGGGCGAAGAUCAAGGGUCGGAACGCAGACUGGGCUGGGGCGAAGAAGGACUACUUGGCCGCUGGCAAGAAAGAUGGUGAGGAGCUGGCGCAGUUAGACGAGGCGGAGGGUGCGGCGAAGUUGGCGGCGGAUGCUGAGAAGGCGGCAGACUGGGAAAACUGUGUGACCCAUGCGGGAACGGCGAUCCUCGUUGCCGGCACAUCGCUUGAACUGAGGCAACGGAGGUCAAGAUGUCGGUUCGAGAAGGGAGAGGUGAUGGAGGGCAUCGCAGACUUGAACCACGCAUUGCAGAUCAACGCUGCCUUGACCGAGCCAUACCUGCAAAUUGCCGCGAUGACAUACUACUCCCUUGACAACAAAGCCUGCGCGAAACUCCGGAAGUCGCAGAAAGCAAUCGACCGGACAUUAAAGAAGUUCAACCAACUUUUCGAGAAACGACAAUUUGCAUCCGCAAUUAAGCUAUUAGUCCCACAAGGCGCCGAAGACCCAGGCCUCCUCCAGGAAGUAUCGGAUGACACAAAGGCAUGGCGGGAGGCGGGCUACAUUCACCCGCAAGCGUCAUCCGGCCUCUACGGCAACCUCAUCGACAAGACUUGCGAAGCCUACUACGAGAUGAACAACGCCAAAAAGGCCAACCAGUACUGUGGCGAAGCUCUCACUUACAACCCGACCUCUCUUCCGGCCCUCUUCAACAAAGCACAACGACAAAUCGAUGCAGACGACUUCGAGCCGGCCAUUUCGACACUCAACAUCGCAAAGGAACACCACGGCGCGCAGCAUCCCAAAGUCAACGAGCUGCUCCAAAACGCACACAACCUUCUCAAGCGCAGCAAGCAAAAAGACUACUACAAAGUCCUCGGCGUCUCGCGAGAUGCCGACGAGCGUGACAUCAAGCGCGCCUUCAGGAAGCUUACCGUUCAGAACCAUCCAGACAAAGCGCACCAGAACGGCAUCACGCAGGAGGAAGCGCAGAAGAAGAUGGCGACCAUCAACGAAGCGUACGAAGUGCUCAGCGAUCCGGAGUUGAAGGCGAGAUUCGACCGCGGUGACGAUCCGAAUGAUCCGCAGUCAGGGCAGCAGCAGCCGUUCCAGGGCUCGCCGUUCGGGUUCGGAGGGGGAGGCCAGCCGGUGUUUUUCCAGCAGAGAGGUGGAGGAGGUGGUGGCAGCUUCAAGUUCCAGGCUGGAGGAGGAGGAGGAGGGUUUCCGUUUGGUGGUGGCGGAGGGUUUCCGGGUGGUUUCCCGUUCUAG